CACUAACAUUUCCCAUUACUUCCAGGAGAAGCAGCGGCUCACUAUUAGGAACUUUGCGUGCGACCUAUGGCACACAACUAGCAGGGUGGACUACUCCCUGACGAUUUUUAUUAACCCCUACAGUGUAUGGAAAGUGCUCCUGGAUGGACCUGGGCGAAAACAGCUGGUCCAUGGUCAAGCGAGAAGUAUCCAGCAGCCCAGGGUCACCGGCUGAGCAGACCUACCUGCACGGUGACAGUAGGAGGGACGGUCCCACCUCGGAUGAGCUGAGGACACCUCCGAGCGACCUUGACGCACUGGGACACCGUCGCUCCGACAGCAGAUCACUACACUCCUACGUUCACUUCGGACACCAUAACAACACCCUGCCCACCGCCGAGGACAUCCCGCUGUUUACGGAUUUAGACCAAGGCAGCAAACUCGUCCUCUCCAGCGGAGCGCACAAGGCGAGCUUGCUGGUGGACCCGACCGACAUGUACCAAACACUGGCCAUCGCCGCAGCCCAGAGCCAGACUGGAUAUGAUUCCUCCUCUGGUGGUUAUAUGCACUCCAACCCCAACUCCCCAGUGUAUGUCCCCAGCUCCAGAGUGGGCCCCAUGAUACCCAGCCUCUCGUAUCUGCAGGCCAGCGGCUCUGCGCAGCCCAGCCACGCCGUCUCCAGCCACUCGGUCUGGUCGCAGUCCGCCCCGGAGAGCCCCUCAUACAGCACCGGCAGCCCUCACACCUCCACUCGGUUCCACUACCCUCCAAGCCCGCCCAUGAAUAACGGGACGCCCAGGGACACCGGCUACAGUAACACGCUGAAUGUGAGCAGCAGAGACCAGUACGGCCUCUCUCGGCCCAUCAGUGGGACCUACGCGAGUCCAUACUCUCCUUAUGUCGCACCGCAGCUCUCCCAGCUGCCCUCGCCUUGGACCGGGGGACCUUUUGAUAACACGAUGCUGCACACCUUGCAGAGCAGAGGCGCGCCCUUGAUUCGAGGACCAAACGGAGUUUCAGAUAUUCUCGACGACAUGGGGGAGAGCAGAGAGUGCGUCAACUGCGGCUCCAUCUCCACGCCGCUCUGGAGGCGCGACGGCACGGGCCACUUUCUCUGCAACGCCUGCGGCCUUUACAGCAAAAUGAAUGGGCUCAGCCGGCCAUUAAUUAAACCACAGAAACGGACGUCAACGUCUAGAAGAAUCGGCCUGUCCUGCGCCAACUGUCAAACCAGCACGACCACUUUGUGGCGCAGGAACGCGGAGGGAGAGCCGGUGUGUAACGCGUGUGGUCUCUACACAAAAUUACACGGGGUACCUCGGCCGCUCGCCAUGAAGAAAGAGGGAAUCCAGACGAGAAAAAGAAAACCAAAGACCUUGAAUAAAACGAAGGGAUCCUCUGGAAAUAACAACUCUGUCUCUAUGACUCCCACAUCCACAUCUUCAUCUAAUUCCGAAGAUUGCUCGAAAACCAGCUCUCCCUCCGCACAGGUGUCAGGGGUCAGUUCAUCCGUGCUGUCCAGCUCAGGGGAGGGAACCGGCUCCAGCUCAACGGUGAAGUACCCGGGACAGGAUGGCCUGUACACCAGCGUGGGUCUGUCCCAGCCAUCAGAUGUAGCUUCAGUGAGGGGUGAACCCUGGUGCCCCUUGGCUUUAGCUUGAACAUCUAAAUCUCUGGGAGGACAGCAAUCCCUGGCCCCUCUGUCUGGAUGCUAUGUAGUGUGGAAGUAUUCAAGGGGCAAUGUUUGUUUCCUUCCUCGCAGCUGAUGCAAGAAGAGUCGGACAGGGGGAAAAGAAGGGUGAGGCGACCUUCAGUCACACUGCAAGCUUGACCCGAGCACGGAAUAGCUGGGAUUGGUUUCCAGAUUGGUGUGGGGGAUCUUGUUGCCUUAAAGAAAACAAAGGGAAUCGCCAGGCCAGAUGAUCAAUCAGGUGGUCUGCUUUGGAUGGUUUCUGGACCCCGCCAUGCACUCGAUAUCUCUCCCAUCCACCAUGGCACAGACCCAGAUCUCUUAAAAUAAAGCCAUCGUGUACAUAACGGAUUUCCUCUCCGACGAAAAAGCUGUUGAUUGGAUACCACUGCUUCCUAAAGCGCUAUAUUCUUUAAGGACAUUUAGAUUUUUUUGUUUUCUUUCCACAACUGGAAUCAAGCCACAAGCGCCAAGACAACUUUUAUGAAUCAAAAGAAAAAAAAUAUUUAUAAAUCUUCCAUUGUUGAAAACAUGGCUAUGAUUGUUAAUAAAGAUAUCAAAAUAGAGUAGAAGUUAAGCCAUUCUGACGUCUUCUUUUCUAUUGUUUUUCCUUUAUAAGUGGUUGUUUGUAGUACAGUAGUGUUGAAUCUGCACAUUUUCCACUGAAAGCUCUUACUGUAUUUGACUGAAACUAGUUUGGUUUAAACAGGGUAUAAAUGUCAUCUGGUGGUUUUGUUUAAUUAUUUACUGAAAAAAAAUGCAAAUAAUCAACUUUUUCCAGACUAAUUUCUGACAUUGAAAUGUUGUUGAAAUGGCAGCAUUAAGGUACUAUUCUCAAAGCAGAGCUACAAAAACUCUUUUACAUGUAAAGCAGUUGGUUGGCUUGUUUGAACAAAGCACACCCAGAAUAGCUGUGGGCCUACUGACCUUUAUGUUACAAGACAUAAACUGCAAAAGAAGACUGUUGGCUGCACUGCGACUCACUAUAAACUGUGUACCUUUCACAAUGCAAGCAUGUACUAUUGCAUCAUUUUUAUACCAAAAUUAGACCAAAGAGGAGAGUGAGGUCACCUCUGAACAAAUUCAUGUUACUUUGAUGACUUUGACUAAUCCCUGUGAGGAUUAAAGGGAGUGUAAUGGGUCCAGGAGUUGAACAGAAUGAGUUGUUAAAGUGGACAAUUGAGAGAGGGAAUAAAAGAAGCAAAUAUAGCAAUGCAAUGUUUUCAAAAUGUUGUGGCAAGAUUUUUUUUAAAAUCCAGCUGCAUGAGUGGCAUGCAACAUUAAAAUUCCAUGUUUGAUUUUUCACACUGUUUGUCUCUACGUCCUGCAGCAGUGGUGUGGUCGGAGUGUUUCAGGCCAUGACACAGUCAUGGGGUGAUUUAAACCUGAAGGCAAUCUGAUGAGUUACACGUGAAACUUGGCGUAAAGACGGUUAUUUCUUAUCUUUUAUUUUCUUUUUUUUCUCACAACUUGCUUCAUCCAAAAAGGGCAUGUCAUUCAUUCUUCUGGACUUAUUUAUUUUUCUAAAUAUCAUGUUUAUUUAGCAUCGUUUUUUUGCUGUUGUUUUUCUUUUUCAUAAGAAAUUAUUUUAUUUAAAUUUCAGUCCAAUAAAUUGUUCUGGUGAUGCAAAUGAAUUGACAGUGACCCUGUGUUUUAAAGGAAAAAGACUUGUGGAAAGAACUGUGUUCUUGCAUAAUAUUAAUAUUACUCAGGCAUACUUUUGUAUGAGGCAAUCGUAGCCAUGCUUUAACUCCCUUUUUCUCCCUGGCGGAACAAAAACUGGCUAUUUUCUCAGAUGUUUUCAUGACUGGGAGGAAAGCACAUAAGCCAAGUAUUUCCUGGGGAGAAAAACUGAAAAUUUGUGCUUCAUUUUCAGAAAUUUACCUAAUUGUUUUUCAAAAAUUGCAUCGCAAACCAAAAAAAGAUUCUUGCAGAUUUUGAUUUCCAGCUUUCUCUGGGUGGUUUGCUCCCACAUUCUGCUUAUGUUUCAUUAAAGCAAGCCUUUAUUCUUCCUGACA
This is a messenger RNA of Epinephelus lanceolatus (giant grouper), 3687 nucleotides long. It is a transcript of the gene gata6, whose product is annotated as GATA binding protein 6. Gene Ontology annotation, cellular component: nucleus. NCBI's taxonomy places the organism in Eukaryota, Metazoa, Chordata, Actinopteri, Perciformes, Serranidae. Gene Ontology annotation, molecular function: DNA-binding transcription factor activity, RNA polymerase II-specific; zinc ion binding; RNA polymerase II cis-regulatory region sequence-specific DNA binding. The record is from RefSeq and is a predicted model, not a curated record. Gene Ontology annotation, biological process: cell fate commitment; positive regulation of transcription by RNA polymerase II; negative regulation of transcription by RNA polymerase II.